AUGGAUCAGUUGGCAGAAUUAAGAAAACAAAGACAUUUGGAAUAUUUACAAAAAAAAGAGAAAGAAGAUGCAGAAAGAUUAGAGCUUGAAAGAAUUCAAAUAGAAAAUGCUGAAGCUUUAAGAUUAUUAAAUCCAAAUAAUGAAAAUCUUGAAGAUGAAAUUACUGCAACCACCACCACCACUACCACCACUACCACAAUGACAAAUAAUGAUAUAGAAUUUAAUGAAGAAGAAGAAGAAGAAGAAAAUGAAGAAGAAGAGGUAGAAGAGGAAGAGGUAGAAGAAGAAGAAGAAGAAGAAAAUGAUAUAGAAGAAGAAGAACCAAAUUUUAAUGGUCCACCAUUACCUCAACCACCUGUUUAUCAACCAAUUUUCAAACCCCAUGCAACAAAUCAUCAUUAUGGUCAUUAUAAUAAUAAUAAUCAACCAUAUUUCCCACCAGUAUUUAAUCCAAAUCUAUUUGGUGGAGGUGGUCAUCAUGGUCCAAAUCAUAAUAUAUUCAAUCAUGGUGGAAUUCAUAAUAAUGCAGGACCAGGUUAUUUAUUAAACUCUGAUAAUAAUAAUAACAAUAAUAAUUAUAAUAAUCCAUUUACAUUAUCAAAUAAUAAUAAUAAUAAUAAUAGUCCACCACAAUCAACUGAACCAACAACAAAAGAAGAGAAAAGAUCAGCAUUUUUAAAUUCAAUUGAGAGUAGAUAUAAUAAAUCACCAGAAUUAGUAUCAGUGAAUAAUGAAAUUGAUAAACAAAAACGAAAAAUAAUUCAUAGAAUACCAAAAGAUUAUUCAGUAAAGAAAUUGGUUGAUCUAUGUUUAGCAAAGAUGUCAAUUGAUUUAACAUUAUUUCAAUCUCAAUUAAAGUUAAUGUCUGGUGAAUUAAUUCAAAGAUUAAUUGAAUUGAUGGUAUCAUCUAAUCGUUUAACUAGAAAGAAAAUGGACCAAAUCGUUGCAAGUGGUGCUCGUAUCUACUCAUUGGACCUUAGUCAUCAAUUUGCAGUUGUAAAUAAUGAUUUCCUUUUAAAUUGUUUCAAAUACAUGGCUGAAUUAUCAAAUGUUUAUUUUAGAAAUUGUGAAAAUCUAAAUGAUAUUGGUUUACAAAUUUUCCGUCAACCAAAUUUUGAAAAAAAUUUAAAAACUUUAGAUUUAAGAGAUAAUCGUAUUACUGAUGUUGGUAUUAGAAAUUUAAAAGGUUUAUUAAAUUUAGAAGAAUUAUAUUUAGGAUCAACAGGAUGUACAGAUAUAGGUUUAGCAUUAUUAUGUAAUUUAUUAAAAUUAAAAACAUUAGAUGUAUCAAAAUGUAAUAUCACAGAUUCUUCAAUGGAUAUUAUUUGUAGAUUUACAGAACUUAAAUUCUUAUAUCUAUCUGGUACUCAAGUAACUGAUAAAGGUAUAAAUACAAUUUCAAAGUUACCAAACUUAAUUCAACUUUAUGUUUCAAAUUGUUUAAGAAUUACAAAUCAAUCUUUAUUCUUUUUAGCAUAUUUAGGUAAAACAUUAAAAUUAUUAGACAUUUUUCAAACAAAGAUUGGAUUAAAUGGAUUUAUUCAAUUAAGAAUGUUUAAACAAUUACAAUUUUUAGUAUUACCAGGUAGAGAUUCGAUUAAUGAUGCAACAAUUGGUCAUUUAAAUUCAUUAAGUAAUUUAAGAAAAUUGGAUUUAUCAGAUUAUCGUAAUAUCUCUGAUUUAUCACCAUUGACAAAUUUACAAAGUUUAACAGAAUUGUUACUAUCAAAUACAAAGAUUUCUGAUAAUUCAAUUAUAAAUUCAAUAAAGACAAUGGAUUCAUUGGAAGUGUUAUCAUUAAAUAAAACUGAAGUUACAACUGAAGGUGUCUCUCAAUUAGUAAAUUUAAAUUUAACAUCACUUUCAUUAUCAUCAACUAAAAUAGAUGGAAAAUCAUUAUAUUAUUUAGGUCAAAUGAAAUCAUUACAAAAGUUGGAUAUCUCUUUUAAUGACAUCACAGAUAAUAGUAUGGAUUAUUUGAAACCAAUCGCCGAUACUUUGUCUCAUAUUGAUCUUAGAGGUACUGAUACUUUUCGUUCUCUCCAUAUGUUUAAUGAAAAAAUUGUAAGACCCCCUGUAAAAAAUAUCAUAAAAUCACCAAAUAAUAAUGAAGAAGAUGGUGAUAAUAAUGAUGAUGAUGAUGAUGAUGAAAAUGAACCACUUUGGUAA
Dictyostelium discoideum AX4 is the source of this 2169-nucleotide messenger RNA. RefSeq lists its product as hypothetical. Bases 1 to 2169 code for a protein of 722 amino acids. NCBI's taxonomy places the organism in Eukaryota, Evosea, Eumycetozoa, Dictyosteliales, Dictyosteliaceae. The record is from RefSeq and is a predicted model, not a curated record. The transcript has 3 exons.